AUGAACAUUGGAUUCCCACCAGCCUCCAAGCCUCAUCACCGCCAAGUAGGCAUCCUCACCCUGAGUCAGGUCGCAUUCAGCAAAUCCGACAUUCGGAAACACGAUACCGAUUCUCAGCCCGCCACAUCCAUCGGCGAAGUGUACAAUUCCCUGCUCCAGGAAAUGACGACCCUGCGCGGACCAGAGAGCGACCUCGACUGGGCCCGGAUUCUGGCGGUGGAUAUGUGGGUUACUAGGUUUCGGCCGGAUGCUAUAAGUCGGGAGGCUGGUUUACGUUACCGAUGGGUUCUGGGGAAUGGUGGCGGUCGGGAUGAAUGGGUUCUUGUUGGGUUUUUGGACGACGCCGACGCCGAGGAUGAAGUUGAGGGGUCUUGGGCUGGACCUGGAUUCGAAUGGAAUGUGAGGUGA
Aspergillus bombycis is the source of this 408-nucleotide messenger RNA. RefSeq lists its product as uncharacterized. NCBI's taxonomy places the organism in Eukaryota, Fungi, Ascomycota, Eurotiomycetes, Eurotiales, Aspergillaceae. The record is from RefSeq and is a predicted model, not a curated record. The coding region runs from base 1 to 408 and encodes 135 amino acids. The transcript has 2 exons.